GAUCCAGGGGCGUUCUCCUGUUUGCAUGGCUUGAUGUGUAAUCCGCAGACAGAAUGAACAGCGGGGGGGAAGGAUUCAGUACUUUAAAGGAUCUCAGCAUCCAGUAAUGUUUUUUCUUUUGGCUGGCCACGUUCAGUGCCGGACCACUUUUGGGGAGACUCUGGGAUGCACAUCUACUGGGAUAAGGUAGAGACAGAUGCUGGGUAUCCCUUAACACUCCUCGGAUUCCCUUUAGUUUGUCACAGUGAUGUUGCUGUUUUAUUAGAGAUUGAUGAAGAUGUGAUGUUGUAUUUUAGAGUUCUGCAGACUGCUGCCUUUUGUCCCUCAAGAGCUUCUCUUUCUUCUGCAUCUUGGGGAGUCUUGAACGUCUUGCUAUACACCUGUGAUUUGUCUUAUGUCAUGACUGCGUGCAUGUCACGCUCUGAAUACGCUGUGGGGACCAGCCAACUAUGUCUAAAUGCAAAAAUGUUUAUGUAAAGAUUAGGGGAUAUAAAACAUCACUAGCUCUGAAACUUUCAAAGAAUAGCAAACAUGUAGACAUGUAUGCAUGCUUCUAUACGUCAACUAAUGAUUUGGCUUGUAUCAAACAUGAUUUCAGGUGCAUAUAUUAUGACUCAUAUUGUGAUGAGUUUUGAUUUGACGUGCAGUUUUCUGAUAUUCUGAAGUUGGUUGCAUUUGGCUGUAUCCCAUAGAUCUCACUGACUGCUGUUAAUGCCAUUUAAAUUAAUCUGCUCCCAACAGAUUUUUAUUUGAUGUCAAUGCUUGUAUUCAAGCAUCUACAGUAUGUAUCCUAUACACACAUACACAAAAGGGAAAGAGAGAGAGGCGAGCUGUUAUUACUAGUGGUGGCCUUUUGCAGUGUAUGAUGGUAGAGAGGACAGAUGGUGGCAGAAGGGUGGCCAAAUGACCUUGUCCCAGCGGGGCAUGUUUUCAGCCUCACAUGAAUCACUCUGUGAGAGCAAGGACUGGGCAGAAGACCCCCUGUUUUAUUCAAAAGAGAGGGGAUGGCAUUGAAAAGGUCAGACAGAGCUCAUACUAGAGCAUCAGACUGCAUGCAAACAGGAAUGCAUACAUUUUUUGGUAGCUGUGGCUACUAAAAUUGGUGAAAGUGUGUCAGACAUGACUGGAUUUUGGUGCCUGUAUAUGUUACAGUCCAUACAUUUAUAUUUAUUUAACUUGUGUAAUGUUAACAUAUCAACCUGCAUGCCUUAAAAUAUACUAAUAAUUGUCAUAUCACAGGUACUAAAGUGGAAGGCCACAUGAUGAGGCCAAAACAAAACAGACGAUAUAAGCGAUAUACAUAAGCGAUAUGUCAUACAGGAGCAAUAAUACAAUAGGUGCUAAUACAAAGUUACUAGUUUCAGCAAAAGCUAGACCAAUACCUGUUGAGAGAAAGUGAGAGGGUUAGUGUUUUUUUGGGGGGGGGUUCUCAUUUGUCUGUCAAGUAUUCACAGAAGAGAUGGGUUUUAAGUAGUUUUUUGAAUGUUGUGAGAGAUGUGGUUGACCGGACUGAGUAGGAAGAAUGUUCCACCAUUCUUCCUAACUCAAGACAUAAAAUAAUUUAAAGUUUAUGGCCAGUUUUACUGUCCUCAAGGGUUAUUUUUUAGCAGUAGGAUUUAGUGUGAACAUAUACUGCCCGUAUAAACAUUGCAAGCUGAGGCACCGAAAGAUUUGCUAUAUUCGUGUUUGUUUGUUUUUUUGGUUGCAUAAACAUUUUUGUAGCUGUGUAAUGUCUGGUUACUGCUUUUCUCACCUCAGUGUCUUGAUUGGCUGGAGAUCCCUGGCCAAUGUUGCUUUCCAGAAAUGUCUAGAGCACCCUAAAACAACAAGAAAAGUAUUUUUGUAUGAGUCUUACUUUAUAAUUUUGGAACACGUGUGGCUUAAAACCAAAUUUCUUUGUGCCAUUACCAUAUGUUAAACAAGUGUGUCCAAGUGUGGAGAUGUAGUUGGGGUGAACCAAUAAAUUCAGAAAUUCUCAAGGUGACCGUUAACUGCUGAACUCGAAUGACUGUGAUGCGAUUAGAUUUCUUAUGUGGGUGCAGGUGAGAUAGAUGUCACUUCAAACAGAAAGCUGGGCUGUAAAGUAGCAGUGAGAGACGCCUGAUCUGAGCAUAUGUCUGGUGAGAAUCCUCCCAAUGCAUCUGCAGCAUGAGAUGAAGAGAGACACAAUCCUGCAUAAUCUUUCCAUGUAGCACGUCAUAAUCAGAGAGAAAGAGAAAAUGAGAGAUGCUUCUGGAUUUUUUCGAGAGAAUCAGGAUGGAUUAAACGGCUUUCAGAAAACCAAAAGUCCUGGUCUUUCAGAUGAACCUGCAUUCUGAGUGACCUAAGAGAAAAGGGAGAAGAAUCGUUUUUCCAGCAUCUCUGACUGUCUCAUGAGCAGCCAUGCCUGUUCUGUCACCUGUCACAGGUUUACAUGAGAUGCUAGCGCUCCUCACCUCUCAGCUUCACCCAGAAGCAAACCAUAAGGAGGACCUGGUCUUUCUCAGAGAGGUCUUCAGUGAAAGGAGCCUCAGUUAUUUAAUGAAAAUCCAUGAACGUUUGAGGCAGUUUCAGCUCCAAAGCCCGAUCCCUGUGCUCCACAGCGCCUCCUAUUUAGCGGAGGACGUUGCAGAGGAGCUACAGAAUGGACCACUGGAUGAAGAUGAGAGAGAAUUAUUAACACUUCUGACUGCUCCACAUGUGAAGGCAGUGCUAACAGUACAUGACACUGUGGCACAGAAAAACUUUGACCCUGUGCUCCCCCCGCUGCCAGAUGAUCUAGAUGAUGAAUUAGAGGAAGAAUCUGUGAAAAUUGUCAGAUUGGUGAAGAACAAGGAGCCACUUGGUGCGACCAUCCGCAGGGACGAGGUUACUGGAGCAGUGGUAGUUGCUAGAAUCAUGAGGGGCGGGGCAGCUGACCGCAGUGGUCUGGUGCAUGUUGGAGAUGAGCUCAGGGAGGUCAAUGGAAAUCUAAUCAUACACAAACGUCCUGAGGAAAUCAGCCAGAUUCUGUCUCAAUCUCAAGGCUCGAUCACUCUGAAGAUAAUCCCUGCCAUUAAGGAGGAGGACAAAUUCAAAGACAGUAAGGUCUAUUUAAGAGCCAUGUUUGAUUACACACCAUUUGAAGACAAAGCCACGCCCUGUCAGGAGGCGGGACUACCUUUCCAGUGUCGGGACAUCCUGCAGGUGGUUAGUCAGGAUGACCCAACAUGGUGGCAGGCGAAACGGGUGGGAGACAGCAACCUGCGUGCUGGACUUAUUCCUUCAAAACAGUUCCAGGAGAGACGACUGCUGUAUAGAAUGAAAAUGGGAACUUACCAGAGCCCAAAAUCACCCAGAGCAGCACCAUGUGAUCAGACUUGUGAUAAAGCAGAAGACUGUGAUAGUGAGGGCAGUGGAAGUGGACACCACAUUGUUUCUCCAAAGUGUAAGGCGGUGGCACCAUCCUGUGGCCAGGCUUUUUCCUGGGAAUUUUACUCAGCUGGUCUCAGGAGAAGUUUCAGGCUGAGCCGCAAGGAUCAUCAGGGUUCGGCAGCAGAGGAUCAUCCAGAGUCCGGAGAGACUGAGUUUUUCAUAUAUGAAGAGGUGACUUUAUAUCAGAUGAGACCUCAUGAUAAACCAAGACUUGUGGUGCUAAUAGGUUCUCUUGGUGCUCGAAUCAAUGAGCUGAAGCAGAAGGUGAUUGCUGAGAAUCCUCAUCGGUAUGGCGUCGCUGUGCCACAUACAACAAGAUCCAGGAAGAGCCACGAGAAGGAAGGCAUUGAAUAUCAUUUCAUCUCUAAGCAGGCCUUUGAGGCUGACAUCCAAUCUAAUAAGUUUACUGAAUAUGGUGAAUAUAAGAAUAAUCAAUAUGGGACGAGUCUUGAGGCGAUACGGAGUGUCCUGGCGAGAAAUAAAGUGUGUCUGGUAGACGUUCAACCUGAGGCCCUGAAAAUUCUUCGUACACCAGAGUUUAAACCCUACGUGAUCUUUGUAAAGCCUUAUGUUCCUGAGACUCGCCAACAACGCACCAAAUCAACAGGAAGGGAUGACAAUGGACACAUCAUAGAUGAAGAUCUGCAGGAUAUGAGGCAGUCAGCCGAACAGAUGGACCAACAAUAUGGCCAUCUAGUGGACAGGGUCCUGUUAAAACAGGACUCUGCCAGUGCCUGUGUGGAGCUGAGGAAUAUUCUGGAACGACUUGAGAGAGAGCCACAGUGGGUGCCUGCCAGCUGGGUCUGAUCUUGAUCUUCUGUGCUUCCCGUAACUAUUCUUGCAUAUGGUGUAAUGUAACCAUAGACCUAUCUGCCUCUGUCUGCCUCUAUCUGAGUCUGUUGUUUGUCUGUUAUUGUUUCAUUCUGUUCAACUGAAGUAAGACAAACCGAGAUAAAAGUGUCAAAGUUGGACGUCCUGGCGGUUCGUUGUUCUGCUGUACUGGUGAAGACUUUGAUUUAUAUUUUGCAUGGAAGAAGCUUGACAAGAAAUCUAAUAAGUUUUGUUUCUAAAUGAUGGAAAUGAUGUAGCUGAUCUGGCAGACGUCCUUAUUUUUAUAUAAAUAUCAUGAUGCAAGACUGCUCGGCUGCAGGUUUACUCACUGUGUCCAAGUUGAGGUUAUGUUUACAUCAGGCAAACCGUCUAGUGUGAAGGUCUUUUGUUUUGUUGUCUUAUGCUGGCUGUGUAUAUUUAGAUGAAUGUAAAUGAAAGUGUUGUAAAAUAGCAUACUGUAUAUUUGCAAAUAAUUUCAGUGUUUUUACCCGUGUAAAAUAAGAGGCAAUAUUUCAUAUUUGGACAGCCUCUCAUUAUAUGGUUGUAAUUGUCAGUGUUUUUUUGUAUAUCAAGUUGAUAACUGAUGUAUUUCUGUACGAUGUAGUUCAUUAGGCAAUUGCUACAUUGAUGUCAAAAAGCAUAAAGGCAUGAUAACAUCAUUAGGCCCAUAUACAGUAAAGUAUUGUUCAAAAUGUUAUGAAUGUUGUUUAAAAUGUUACGAAUGUGUACCAUUUUAGAAUAUAUGGAAUAUUUUUGAAUGUAAAUUGUUAUUAUAAAUGCUACUUUAACACUGUGUUUAUUUGUAAUCUUUUCAAAUAAGUUGGUAAAUAAUAUGUCUAAAUAUUAAUACUUGUUUGACUGCAUACAGUUAAAUGACUUUUUAGUCAUCUUGUUAGAUUUCUUUACAUUACAUGCUGCUAAUACAGCCACCCAGCAGCAGAUGGUAGUAGUAGUCUACAGGACUUGUUCGUGGUGAUUGUUUAAACCUCUCAUGUGUCAUCAAUAUCCAAUCCUGUGAUCAAUUCACAAAUCCUUACAAAAAUAUAUUUGGUUAUAAACAGUUAUGUCAAUUUAUUGUUGGAUUUAAAAGAAAUUGUAAACUGGUGUUCAGAUGAAACCGGUGUUUGGAUACAUCAUUCAAAAUCUAUUCCCUAUAUUUUCAGCACAUUGCAACCUAAAGUGCAACACAUUUUCAAAGCAUUUCAUUGGUUUGGUUGUUUUAUUUUUCUUGUUAAUCUGCAGGGAUAUUGCCCAAUAUUGCCCACAUAUCAGAUCACUGACUGUAAAUGUUCAGGAAAUGUCAUGUAGAAACAUAAUGCCACUUACACAAUCAUGUACAUCAAUUUUUAUAUUUGAUUUAUUUUAUAUUAGAUUUUUUAAGAUCAGGAGACUUCUCAGUCUCAUAAACAGUAUGUCAUUUAAGAGUCACUUUUUUCUCAGAUGAUUCUCC
Molecule: messenger RNA, 5674 nt
Organism: Triplophysa rosa
Lineage: Eukaryota; Metazoa; Chordata; Actinopteri; Cypriniformes; Nemacheilidae
Gene: mpp3b
Product: MAGUK p55 scaffold protein 3b
Exons: 20
Coding region: 2383-4200 (605 amino acids)
Cellular component (GO): plasma membrane; cell-cell junction
Molecular function (GO): protein binding
Source: RefSeq, a predicted model, not a curated record